AAUAUAGUUAUUCUAGGAAUACAAUUUUAUUUGAUUGGUGUUUGGGAUAUUCUUAUUCUAGUGGGAUUUAUCCUAUUCUACUUUUGAUAGGACUAUCUCUAGAAUGCCUCCACGUGUCCUAAUUAUCAUAGGACUUGUUUUAGGGUAUAACAUUUGCCCCCCAAUGAAGAAGUUUGAGAGUAGUGAAAACUUUCAACGGGUGUCUGUCUUUCUUAUUGCUCUGUUGAUCUUGGUUUUGAAUUCUGCGCAGGGGAAUCCUUCAAAAUCUGCUAUUAUGGCUCCAGUUGCUCGGGAUAUUGUCGAGAUGGGGGUGGAUCCCAUUGUCAGAGGUGAUCUUAGAAAUUUCUCCUAUUACUAUCAAGGCCAUGACAAUUUCUCUUUCUGUUGUUGCCAGUUUUUCCCAUUCUUGCCUUUGUUGGUUCAAAAAGAGGAAUCCCAUGACUUUUCCUUUUCCGGCGGAGGUUCCUAUGAUUUUUUCUCCCAAGCCUGUCUUCUUAACAAAAGAGAGAGUAGUUGGUCCUCCAAUGCCUUCAACAACACUGCAUCCAAGAACAACACCACCUUCAUCGCCUCAAUCCUUCUAUCUCUGGCUCCUUCAAGCCCUCCCCCAAUUCCAACUACCGAGAUCGUGAAAGGAGGCAAGACAGGGAACGCUGCUCGGAAUGUUACAAUUGCCAGCAUGAGGAGGAAGCCAAGGAGCGUGAAUGUGCGUGGCCUAGCUCAAGGGUUUCGAGCUGGAAUUGACCGGAGGGAGCAGAGAAAGCUUGCUGCCAAGAAUAGUAAGGAUUGGGCAGCUUUUAAGGAUGCAGAGGAUUCUGUUAUAGCUAUUCACAUUUGGAGUAGUUUUGUGAAUGCGGAAGUUCUUAAGGUUUAUGAUGUUGGUUCCCAUUGUUUAUUUGUUUUCCGCAACUCAUUGGUAUUUUGGAUUCCCGUUGCUUGCAUGCUAAGGUUGAUCUUAUUUAGAUACGAGGGAAGAGCAAAGCACAUCUUGCAUAGCUUUUGUCAGGGUAUUUAUGUACACCCAAAGCUUGCUCGUCGCCUUUUGCUUGGGUGUUUGUGUACACCCAAACUUACUUAUAGCUUUCAUUUGCCUGUGUAUCUUUUGCUUGGACCUGUGCAUCUUGUAAUUGAAUUCCUCUGCUUGGAGCUUUUUGGCCUAUGUGGCCUUCUCCCAAAAGUUUCUCAAGAGAAAGAAUUUGAUUCAUCAUUUGAUGUGGUUGAAUGUGAUUAUAACAAAGCUUCUUCAAAUAUGGAGGAGAUGAUGGUUGGUCUUUCGAGGAGCUUAAGUCUACGCAGCUUCCCUGAAAGUUGCUGGAAAUUGCUUGCAUAAUAGAGCAUUCAAGGCUCCAUAUACCAUCAUUGCCAUUUUAUAUCCUUGCACGUGCUCCACUGGGUUUUGAGUUCCAUCGUAUUCAGCUAGCUCUGCCUGCCUACUUCUGUUUUUGCCAGAUGUUGUCGCCUGUUGUGGCAAAUGUAGCCCUAUGGACUUGCUGGCUAUCCCUUCUUUAGCUUGAAUGUGUGCAAGGUAUCACAUUUUUGCUUCGAAAAUUAUAUUGAGUGAAAGUUAAGGAUGGUUGCAGACUCGUUUCGAUCAUCAAUUCUGUUGGUUUUGAAGGUACGUAACUUUCAUCUUGAUUGCUGUUUUCCUAUGUUGAAUCUUGCUCUUUCCUUUCUAAUGUCUUGGCAUUGCUUUGUGACAAGCGCUCACGCCUUACUUCUUGCGAUGAGGUGUUAGCAGUUUUUGUCAUGGAUGCUAUGGUUCACUCGAUUGCUUUUAAACUUUGCCUCGUCUCUCCAUGUCUUGUGUAAGUUUCUGUAUUUGUGAUGCCAUGGUUGAAUCUGAUGGUUUUGUUUUAUUAAUAGUAUGUCUUAGGUUUAUUCUUGAUGAUGAAGAGUCACUCAUUCUAUCCUCGCUUCUGGAGCUCAGAAUACUUCUACGAGAUCGUGAUCAAUUUUUUGAAUU
Rubroshorea leprosula is the source of this 1963-nucleotide messenger RNA. The record is from the annotation of a GenBank genome assembly. Lineage: Eukaryota; Viridiplantae; Streptophyta; Magnoliopsida; Malvales; Dipterocarpaceae.